Molecule: messenger RNA, 246 nt
Organism: Coprinopsis cinerea okayama7#130
Lineage: Eukaryota; Fungi; Basidiomycota; Agaricomycetes; Agaricales; Psathyrellaceae
Exons: 2
Coding region: 1-246 (81 amino acids)
Source: RefSeq, a predicted model, not a curated record
AUGGGUAUCGACAAAAUACUUACAACACCGGCGGUCUGGCUUCCUAAUGUAAUUCCCAAGGAGAGCACUAGUUUCUAUUCUGGUACCCAUGGUGGGUCGACUCGGAGAUUCUUGGAGCGGGUGGACACUGCCGUUUGUAAAAGAGAGGGGUGUGAUGAGGUAACCGAGCAGCAUGGGAGCGAGACCCUACACAUGCAAACAGCAUCGCUACAUGACGGAAGACGUCAAACCCCUCGCAGAGCCUGA